AGCAAAUGGAUGUAAGGGUUGGAAGACAUGAUUAAGGUGAAAACUAGGGAGUGCCAAAUACGGGUGUUCAUUAAUAACCACACCUCUUUAUUUAACACUGACAUAAAAGCUACAGUAUGUGCCUCUUAAAAUUUCAGUUAUACGCAUUCUUUCACACAGUAUUCCAUACUGUUCUACCCUUCUGUUUAAAACUUUUCAUUGUAUUAAUUAUUCCUAUGAUUAAGUGAAAACGAAUUAAAAAUUUUUUAUGUUAAUACAGAUUAUAUUACAUUUUUUAAAAUAUUAAUUGACUAUGAAGGAAUUGGAUGAACCAACUAUUGCAUCAAUUUUAUCUUCAUCCUUUCCACCAUGUUCACCUCAUGAAAUAGCAGUACGACCUGGAGACUGUGUUGAAGGAAGAGUUGAAAAAUGGUUGGAAGAUGAAGCAUUUUCAGGAUUUCGAGUUUGGCAACUUGCUGGCAUAAUACUUUCUAUUUUACUUAGUGUAUUGAUUGGACUUUGUUGUUGUAUCCGAUUUAGAGUGCCACGAACUAAACAAGAAAUAGAAGCUGAUUAUAUUCGAAAAAAAAUAACAGAGAGUUUCAGACAAGAAUUAUUUAAAAUCAGUAAUAUGGAAAUGGAUGAUAUGGACUUGAAGAAAGUUAGUUUAAAUACACAUAUUUGUUCUUUAUUAGCAUUAAGCAAAAUUCAAAAUAAAUUUGAUAUGGAAGUACAAGAGGUACAAAAGGAUCAUCAAGAAGCAACAUAUAAGAAUAUACAACAUGGAUUACGAUCAAGAUUCAAUGCAAUGUUCAGUGGAAUUCAUUUUACUAAACAAGAACAUCCUAAUGUUGACAGCAUAAUUUAAUGAAUUUACAAAUAAAUGCGUCAUUAUAGAACAUUGAUAUUAAAUACUAUAUCUACAA
Molecule: messenger RNA, 905 nt
Organism: Bombus impatiens (common eastern bumble bee)
Lineage: Eukaryota; Metazoa; Arthropoda; Insecta; Hymenoptera; Apidae
Product: transmembrane inner ear expressed protein
Exons: 3
Coding region: 293-847 (184 amino acids)
Source: RefSeq, a predicted model, not a curated record